GCUAUGUCGAAAUACGGGAACAUUUUCAGCUUGAUGACCUGAUUGGCCAUGUCCAGGAACGCCUCGGGAUCCAUCGCGAACGCGGUGGUGUUACGCUCUCGCUCGACGAACAACCGAUUCCCCAACUAGCGCGAGUCUCUCGACUUCCAGGCUUCCGAUUCAAACGUCCGCUGCCGAGCGCCCGCGAGCGACGCUAGCUAUGCGCUGUCUGCUGCGAUCAGCCGCCCGUCCCGUCGUCUGCUAGACUAACCCAACCUCGAGCAGCGGAAAUAAAAAGAGAACGGACGGGUCCUUCUUUACCGACCGCGCGGAAUUAACAUCUAGCUUCCAGCUCACUCGCCUAGAUGGCAGCAAGUGUCUGCGCGGGCGACUUCAAGGGUGCGUUCGUAAACCUUACCCGCUGAGGUAUAGGUUAACUUGACGGGGACUAGUCAGUGAACGUGUAGGGACACAUCAAUCUUCAAGGACUACCUAAAGUUUAUGAACGAUCUUGAGCAAACUAUAUUAUACACGAAAGAAAGCAUGAGUAGUGACAGAGAAAAAGCAAUUAUUGGCACGGCAAUAUCAAUAGGAAAAAAACUUUUGUCCAAUUACGAAUUUGAUUCCGAUUCAUCAUUAUCUGAUAGUGAAACUGAAAUUUUAUUGACACUUAUUUGCUCAAAAAAAAAGAGAAACAAGGCUAAACGCAUUGAAAGAUAUGUGGAAGAAACCAUUCAUCAUUUCACUGACAAACAAUUUCAGUCAAAUUUUAGAAUAACACGUGAAACUUUCCAAAGUUUACUUAUUAUUGUUGGUCCACAAAUAGAAAAUACUAAUACUACUGGAACUGGGAGACCAAUGGUCCCAGUUGAAAAACAGUUAUUAGCAACAAUAUGGCUAUUAGCGACGCCAGAUUCUUAUAGAUCAGUUGGAGAAAGAUUUGAUUUAAGCAAAUCUACAUUAUUUUCCUGCUUUGUUCGAAUUACGACAGCUUUAAAUGAUUUAGCACCUCAAGUGAUUCAUUGGCCAACAGAACAGGAACUUCCAUUGGUAAAAGAAAAAUUUAAAGCUAUGGCUGGAAUUGAUGGUGUUAUAGGUGCUCUCGAUGGGACAUAUGUACCAAUUAAAGCACCAUCAAAGGAUCCAGAAACAUAUCGAAAUCGUAAAAUGCAGUACGCCAUAACGCUGCAAGCAAUUUGCGAUGCUAAUUUAAAAUUCAUAGAUAGUUAUUCAGGAUAUCCUAGUUCAGUACACGAUGCUAGGAUUUUUAGAAAUUCUGACAUUUAUAAUUUGAUACGUCAAAAUCCAGAAAAGUAUUUUCCAAAUGAUGAAUUUAUUUUAGCCGAUAAAGCUUAUCCUACUUUAAAGUGGUGUAUUACUCCAUAUAUAAAUCGAGGAAAUUUGACAAGACAGCAGGGAAUUUUUAAUACACGAGUUUCACAGACAAGACAAACAAUUGAAAGAGCAUUUGCUCUUUUAUUUGGUCGAUUUAGACGCUUAAAAUAUUUGGACAUGAACAGAGUCGAUUUAAUACCCAAAACGAUACUUGCAUGCUGUGUUUUGCAUAAUAUAUGUCUAGAUUUUAGCGAUGAUUUGAUAUGCGAAUAUGUACAAGAAGGUAUGGAGGCAAUAAUGGAAAAACCACAGGAACAAAUUAUAUAUGAAAAUGAAAAUGAAAAACGACUUGGAAAUGAACGUCGCGAUGCACUAUGCAAAGCAUUAAAUCAAAAUCGUCGACAAAUGUAAUAUGUUCUCAGUGCUAUAUUCUGUAAUAUAACAUAUAUUCUAUAAUAUAUUUUAUAACUAUAUU
Molecule: messenger RNA, 1789 nt
Organism: Nylanderia fulva
Lineage: Eukaryota; Metazoa; Arthropoda; Insecta; Hymenoptera; Formicidae
Source: RefSeq, a predicted model, not a curated record